CACAGCCUCCUUGGCCAACCUGUUCCAGUGUGUCACCACCCUCUGGGAGACACAGAUUUCCUGAGGAGUGGAGUUUGGGGCUCCCAGAGGGAAGUGAUGCUGUCUGUACAGCUCCAGGAAGCAAUAAGCACCUACAUGAAAAUAACUCAAGUCCCCAUCCUUAAUCCCUGCCUAUCCUUUUUUAUCUGAUGGACUCAGCGAGGGCUGGAAGAUCACAGCGUGGCUGAAAACGAAAGGGAGUUAACAAGAUGUGACCAGUCAAUGGCUAAAACAAUAGGCGAGACCCUGCAUGUUGCCUGCUGCCCAGGUGUCCUUCCCAUGCACAGGUAGCCAUGUGGAUCACCGUGACUUUGCUCUGCUGCUUGGUGCUCGGGGGGCUGCCGUGGGCAGGCACCUCGUGCCCCUCACAGUGCAGCUGUGCCUUCCACAGCCUCAACGAAGGGACGAAAGCCAGGAUGGUGCUGUGUAAUGACCCGGAGAUGACCCUCACCCCAGUGAACAUCCCUGUAGAUACGUUUAAGCUUCGAAUAGAGAAGACAGCCAUCCGCAGGGUGCCGGGGGAAGCUUUCCACGCUCUUCACAACCUGGAGUACCUCUGGUUGCCCUAUAACUCCCUGGCCAGCCUCAGCGGGAUCACCUUCAAGGGUCUCCGUCACUUGCUGGAGCUGAGGCUAGAUGGCAAUAACUUAAUAUCAUUUCCCUGGGAAACCUUGUCUGACAUGCCACAACUAAGGCUUCUGGAUUUACACAGCAAUGAACUUACCUCAGUUCCUCCAGAUGCUGCUCGUUACAUCAAGAAUAUCACGUACCUGGACCUGUCUAGCAACAAACUGAUGACUCUUCCUCAGGCUCUUAUUUCUACCUGGGCCAACCUGCAGGCUGUCCCUUACUUUCCCAACGAUAACUCCAAGAUCAUCUUAGGUUUGCAAGACAAUCCUUGGGCGUGUGACUGCAGUCUGUAUGAAAUGGUCCACUUCCUGAAUUUCCAGUCUCCCAACAUAGCAUUCAUUGAGCCCAGGCUGAAGUGCUUCACCCCUCGCAGCCUAGCAGGAGUCUUCUUCAGCCAGGUCGAGCUAAGGAAGUGUCAAAGCCCUGUUGUACAUACAUCUGUAGCCAAAGUGAAGACCAUCCUGGGCAGCACUGUGCUACUGCGAUGUGGGACAACGGGGGUGCCCAUUCCUGAGCUCAGCUGGAGAAGGGCUGAUGGUGCUCCGCUAAAUGGCACAGUGCACCAAGAGAUCUCUAGUGAUGGGAUGAGCUGGUCUAUCCUGGGCCUGCCUGUAGUCUCUUAUCUUGACUCUGGAGAGUACAUUUGUAAAGCAAAGAAUUUCCUGGGGGCAACAGAAGCGUUCAUAUCCCUCAUCAUCAUGGACUCAGAAAGCACAGAUGACCCCAAUUCCAAUGCCAAAGGCACGUGGAAUGGGAAGGCAAGCGGGAUGGAGGCAGCUGCCUACAAUGACAAGCUAGUGGCAAGAUAUGUUAUCACCACCUCUACCAUGCCUACCCUAGGGGCUGGAGCAGGCACCGGGGAGGAUCUCCUCAUCCCAGCUGGAGCUAAAGAUAGCAACCCCCAAAACCUACUGGUGAGCCCACCUACUGGUCAGCAGGAGCCAGAGCGAAUUGUGAGAUCUGUCAGAGUGUUAGGAGACACUGACCAGAGUGUCACCCUGGUCUGGAAGGCGCCUCUGGCGAAGAACACAACAGUGUUCAGUGUCCUCUAUGCUGUCUUUGGAGAGAGGGACAUGCGUCGGAUCAAUGUGGAACCAGGGAAGACCAAGGUCAACAUUUAUGGGCUGCUACCAAAGACCAAGUACAUAGUGUGCGUCUGCGUGAAAGGGCUGAUCCCCAGGAAGGAGCAGUGCAUCAUAUUUUCCACAGAUGAAGUUGCUAGUGCAGGAGGGACCCAGAAACUCAUCAACGUGGUUGUCAUCAGUGUGGCUUGUGUCAUUGCCGUUCCUCUGACACUGGUGGUCUGCUGUGGAGCGUUGAAGAGACGCUGCAAGAAGUGCUUUGUGAGGAAACCCAAGGAAAUUCAGGAGUCCUACGUCACCUUUGAAAGUCUUUCUCCUGGGGCCAAGGUGAAAGGAGUGGAAGGAGAAUACUUGACUAGACAUACCCCCGAUGAGUCUAACAGGCUCCUCUCUGCCCGAUCCAGUGUGGACUCAGAAGCAAUACCAAAGAUAGAGGGGCAACCUAAUGAAUACUUUUGCUGAUAGUUACUAGUCUGGUCAUUGGCUUGCUACAUGGAAAGCACGUGGCUGUAUGUACGACUGUGUUCCAACACUGCAUGCCAUUGUGUCAGUUUAUGCGUCUCAGACGUAUUCUGGAGGAGGAUGCAAGAAAGUAGAAGAUGCCCAGACUUUAUAGGAACUUGUUAUUGACCAGCUGGGGUUUGAUGUUUUGUACUCAAUCAAAAGCUUCUGUGCUAACGGUCUCGUUCUCUCGGACCAUUCUUAUUUUCAUAAAAUGAUGCAUGCACACUGAGUGUGAGGACAUUAAGCAACACUUUUGAGCAUGCUCUGCUCAGUGCUGUUUAGUACCUGCUCUGCAAUAUGAUAAGUAUUUGAUUUGCAACUCUUUUAUGAUUCUUUGGUUUACAAAUUGGGGACUACUUGAUAGUUUUAAUACUAAUAUCUGUGAAUGUCAAGAUAGAGUCUUACCUUUUAUGCACUGUAUAUUUGCAUGAACCAAGCAAAUUCAUGCUUAAUAGAUAGCUAAAUACGACUGUGUAGUACACCUAAAAAUAGCUUUAUAUUCUCAGUUCAAAGAAAUGUGCAAAGAGAUAUGACUCGAGACAAUAAGCAAUUGACUCUUAAGAACACUUAAGAGGGUAAGUUUGAGAAUGGCAUUUUGACCCUAACCACUGUUCUACUUAUCACACAAUUGAACAACAGUACCACGCAAACCUUUCAGUAUCAGUCCUAGCUGUCAUUUUCUAGCAGUGUUGUAAUUAGUACAGUGUGCUUUAUAUCAGUUUUUCUACUUAAAAAUCAUGCAGUAGCCUAUUCUGCCAAUUAUGUGUGGCACUGUAAUGUUUUGUAACCAUACUGCAAAACCUACGUUAGAUAGUUGUACAAAAAUCCCCCAGAUCAACCCUGUCAUUGCUGCUGGCUGUGCUGGUAAAACUGAUAGUGAAGAUCAGAGGGCGCUUGUGGUUCACCCAUCAAAAUCUCUUGCUCCGUGUAGGGCAGAGGUGUAUAUUGCUGACUGAGCAUGCUACUGCACUACUUCUGCUGUGGCAGCAAUGGUGGCAAAGGCUGAUAUUUGGGUUUCAAACGUGUUGCAAGUUUGAGAACUCUAGAAAAAAAGAAAAUAGAAAAGAAGGAAAAAGGCUAAUAUUUGUCUAAAUGUGUUUUUCUAACCACGGUUUGCUAAUCAGUUAUUUGUAACUGAAGUCCUGCAAUUCUGUGGGAAUUUGGAUCUGAAUACUUAUCACAAAGCACUUCACAGCCCUGUCAUUUUCUACUCCUGUCCCUUAGGUUGUAAUACUGUAUAUAUUGGCUUUCUGUACAUAAAAAAUAAGCUUCAUAAAGAAAAUGCUGCGUGACCUGCGAAAUGUUGAAUGGGAGGGAUCCAGCCAAGCGGAAACGAUAAUUGAUGAAGCCUCAGUCUUUUGGAAUUGAUUUGAAACGUAUGCUUGCAAAUGUCUUGGAAAGAUCUCCACUCGCUUUCAGGGUUUGUAUGUAGAGUGUGGAUUAACUGAUGAAAUAGGUAGAAUCUAAUAGAUCUAUUACUUAUUUAUACAUAUGUAUUUCCCAAGAUUGAUUUCAAGUCUCCUUCUUCAAGGUGGAAUAAGAACGUUCCAGUAGCCGUUUUUGGGAUGGGUUGAAUGGUUUGUUGUUUUCUUCAGCCCAAUUCCUGCCCUCAUCUGUAGUGGUGUUGCUUUGGGUCAUGCAGAAAUUAGGAAGGAGCCCAGCCUAGCACCAGUGGUUGAUUUUUAGUAUUGAAAAAUCAAGGCUGUUCUGAAGCUGUCCUGCCAUGAAUGGAGUGGUCCUGCUGCCCAAGGGCCUUCCCACAAGUGAGGUUUGCAGCCAUCUGGGAGUGAGAUGUAUUUACCUUUCAGCUGUCUGGAGGCAGGAGCAGGGUAAUUUGCCACACCUAGUCCUGGUAAAGAACAGCACUUGCCCACUCCAACACAGGGUCUGCAACCAGAGUGAGAAAGGCACCAGCUGGGUCAGUCCCGUCACUCCUUACCUGUGGGGUCAGGAAGGGCAAAUUAUCCUUGUGGAUGUGUAAAGCUUUAAACUCUACAGGAUACUUUUGCACUUUGAAUGAACAGCAAUCCCGAGUAGAAUAAAUGUGAUUUUCCAUUUCUAUUUCCUACGGUGAUUCUAACUGUCCUGUCGGUGAGGCAAAACGCUUCAGCAGCUCAGCUGCUGCUCUAAAACCAGGAUACCUGUACCAGACUGGUGAUUCACACAAGGUAGGCAAUAGAUUGAAAUGUGUAAGCUCUGUGUUCUGUGGUGUCAUACUUUGCUAAACUGUACGUGAAGUUUCUAACUGUUACAGGCAAAAUGAUUUUCCGCUGAGUGGUUGGCAGAUGAAUUUCAGAACUUUGGUUGAGAUCUGCAGUUGUAUGAGACAAGUGAAAUUGUGAAUAAAAACCUUGUUGCUCUCUUCUGUUUCUUUAACUUGCGGGUGUUGGGGACCUCCUUUCAGCAGGGUCAGUGCAGGCAAGUGAUGCUCUCUGGUCACAGCAUGCAGAACAGAGAUGGCUUAGAGCUCAUAUCUGGGAACAGUUUAUUACUUGGUCAAGGUCAGUCCAUAGACGGAAGUGCUGUAAGGACUGUUUCCAUGCUCUCCCUCCUUCCUCCCCACCCCACCUUUAAUUUUUUGCUUUUCUUGGUGCAAAAGUGAAAUAUUAAGGAUGAGGUGUACAAAAGAAAGAAAUAGUGUUUUUAAAAUGGAUCCAAAUAGCUUUGAAUUGCACUGAAAAGCUGUUUUUAAUUGGAAGAAACUUGAGAAUAGCAGCAAUCAAGAUGAAAGUAUUG
Coturnix japonica (Japanese quail) is the source of this 4991-nucleotide messenger RNA. Lineage: Eukaryota; Metazoa; Chordata; Aves; Galliformes; Phasianidae. The record is from RefSeq and is a predicted model, not a curated record.